This is a messenger RNA of Leptinotarsa decemlineata (Colorado potato beetle), 1945 nucleotides long. RefSeq lists its product as uncharacterized. The record is from RefSeq and is a predicted model, not a curated record. Gene Ontology annotation, cellular component: nucleus. Gene Ontology annotation, biological process: regulation of transcription by RNA polymerase II. Gene Ontology annotation, molecular function: DNA-binding transcription factor activity, RNA polymerase II-specific; zinc ion binding. Lineage: Eukaryota; Metazoa; Arthropoda; Insecta; Coleoptera; Chrysomelidae.
GUUUCUGUUCUGUGUUUGAGUUCACCCUUCGGGCUUCUGCUUAGAAACCUAUGGUGAAAACAAAUAUACAAUGCAAAUAUCAUAGGAGAACAUUACGUUUUUAUUAAAUAUAUGAAUCUUGGAUAUAUUACAUUUUUGUGGAAUAAUUUAUAAAAAAUGUUUUCCUUCCGGUAGCAGUGAAGAGUAGAUGUGAUUCAGUCAAGAAGGAAGAGUAAUCACACUAGAUGUUAUAGCUUUAUUUAUUAUUGUAUGUUUAAAAUGGAUUUUGGAAACGUGAGCCCCACAAGAAAAGAACAACAAACUUACAGUAAUAAUAAACCUUUUGAAAGUAUAUGUCGAAUAUGUUUGGGAUCUGGUGAUCUCCAACCCUUGCAAGGGUUGGAUGUUUAUAACACAUUUAUAUGUCUUUCCAAUAUUUUUAACAAUGGGGUCAACUGUGAAGAUCAUCUACCGCAAAACAUAUGUAAUCCUUGUGUUUUAGAAUUGGAGAAUAUCGAUUCCUAUAUUAUAAAUCUAAAAAAUGCAACCCAAACUUUGAAAGAAAUUCUUCUUAACGAGAAAGAUGUAGAAAAUUAUGAGAUAAUUAAGAAAGAAAGUUUAGAAGACAUCAAGGAACAAAUCAUCCUUGAAUUUUCGAAUGAAGACAAUUCUUGUAUAGAAGUAGUGCUUGAUGAAUAUUCUACCGAAUUCAAUUCAAAAGAUAUUUUUAUUUGCAAAGUAUGUAAUACUGGUUUUGCAACCCAAAAAUCUUUGAGAACUCAUAACAGAAUGCAUGUUAGUAAUAAAAAUUAUGACAGUUUACCAAAAAAUUAUUACAACUGCCAUAUUUGUGAAAAAAAUUUCACAUUUGAAAGAAGUUGGAAAUAUCACAUGAGCACUCACCCGGAGGUGACCCUAUGGGAAUGCUCCCUAUGUGAAUGGGCUAGUCUUGAUGAAAGUCUUCUUAAAGAACACGAGCAAGAUAUUCACUUGAAAGAGAGCAAUAUUGAUUUUACUUGUAUAGAUGAUGAAUUUCUAUGCAAUAUUUGUGGAGAAAGUUUUGCUGAAAUGGGUAGUAUGAAAGAUCAUCUCAAGAUCCACACUAAAGUAAAAUACCGUAAAUGUAAUGUUUGUGGAUUGACAUUCAUUCACAGCAAUACCCUACUUAGACAUAUGAAAGUACACUCACAAGAGGAAAGAUUUGAUUGUAAUUUUUGUGCAAAAUCUUUCACAAAAAAACCUUUUCUGCACACACAUAUUGCUGUAUUCCAUGGACUCCCUGGAGAACAAAGCCUAGAAGAGAAUAAACCUUCUUGUUCUAAAUGUUUUAAAACAUUUGCAUCUGAAAAAAAUUUGAAGAAGCAUUUCGAAAAAUGUGAAGAUGAAUAUUCUAAAGACAACUUUCUUUGUGUACACUGUGGAAAAAAGUUUACCUUCAAAGUAAACCUAAAUAGACAUAUCCAAAUAGUGCAUGCAAAAAGAAAAAAGUUUAUUUGCAAACUGUGUGGGGAAAGGUUCACAGUUAAAAAUUCUCUGAAAUAUCACCUGAACAUUCACAGUGAUUCAAAGCCUUACCAGUGUUCGGUUUGUGCCAAAGGAUUCCGACAACCCAGUGCAUUGAUAAGACACAAAAACUCAGUCCACACUAAGGAGAAAAAAGCCCAAUGUUAUAUAUGUGGCAAAUGGCUGAAAACAGAUGAAACUUUGAGGUCUCAUAUGAAAAGGAAUCAUAGUCAGGAGUAAAGCUUUGAAACAUCAAAAUGUAUUUUUUUUUUAAUAAAUUACGAAUGUGAAUAAAGAAAAAAUAGUUACAGUUUUAAAGAAAUUAAGAAUAUUUGAAGAUUGCAUAUUGCCAUUAUAAAAAUGAAUUUUUUUUUCUAAAAAUAAUUUUUACUCUAUAAAUAUCUGCGAUACGAGAUCCUGGGCUGACCUGGAACAAUAAAGUAAAAUGCAGAAGUAACACUGA